This is a messenger RNA of Necator americanus (New World hookworm), 1206 nucleotides long. RefSeq lists its product as uncharacterized. NCBI's taxonomy places the organism in Eukaryota, Metazoa, Nematoda, Chromadorea, Rhabditida, Ancylostomatidae. The record is from RefSeq and is a predicted model, not a curated record. Gene Ontology annotation, molecular function: hyalurononglucosaminidase activity. The coding region runs from base 1 to 1206 and encodes 401 amino acids. Gene Ontology annotation, biological process: hyaluronan catabolic process; carbohydrate metabolic process. The transcript is spliced from 11 exons.
AUGUGGCCGCUACUGCUAGCUUCACUCAUACUUCUAACGCAAUCGCUUGCUUCAAAAGAAUAUCUGUUUCCAGUGUACUGGAACGUCCCCUCUGCCCCAUGCGUGAAACAAGGGAUUAACAUUCCAAUUAGCAACUAUGGAAUCAUAUACAAUAAAGGCCAAGAGUUUAUCGGUGACAAAAUUGUGAUAUUCUAUGAGAAAAAAUUCGGUUUGUGCCCGUACUAUGAAGGUUACGAUCCUAAAAAACCUAUCAACGGAGGUUUACCACAGAACGUCGACAUCGAGAAACAUUUGAUUCUAAUAGAGAAACAAAUCCGGGAAGCAGUUCCAGAUGAAAAUUUCAAUGGAUUAGCAGUGAUUGAUAUUGAGGAAUGGCGACCUUUGUAUGAAAUGAAUUGGAACGAUAAAAUGGUCUACCAGAAAGAGUCCAUGAAGCUUGUCCGAUCCAGGCAUCCAACACUACGCUGGAAACAAAUUGAACAGAUUGCGGAAAAGGAAUACAAUAGAGCAGCAAAGACAUUUCUCAUGAAGACCUUGAAAAAAGCCAGGGAAGUACGUCCGAAUGCCUUAUGGGGUCUUUACGAUUUCCCCUUCUGUAAUGGGAAAGCCGGUGAAGAAAAAGGAGAUUUCGAAUGCUCAAAGGAGGCCCAAAAUUACAACGAUAGAAUGGCCUUCAUCUACAACACAUCUCGGGCGUUUUAUCCUUCUAUAUACCUGAAUGGAAAAAAAACGUUCGAGCAAAAUUUCCGGUUUAAUAGGGCUAUCAUAAAUGAAGCGAGAAGAAUCGCAAACGAUCAACAACGGCGAGUAGACUACUACGUUUACACUAAAUUUGAAUAUGAUCCAUAUACACGCUUUGAUUGGUUUUAUAAAAGUGAGGACAUCUGUAACACUAUGAAACUUCCUGCUGACCUUGGUGCAAGUGGAUUGGUGCUGUGGAGUACCAGUAAAAAUAUGCGCGAUCGAUGUGGAAACAUCGAUAGAUAUAUGAGAAAUCAGCUGCUACCGUUUAUUUCUACGAUGAGGGAUCAAAUUGGUGAGUGUCGCCGAGAAAUGUGUUCAGGAAACGGGAACUGUGUCCUAAAGAAACAACUCAAAAAAUGUUAUCAAAAGAUGAACUAUGCCGAUUAUGAGUGCCGGUGCGAUCGUGGAUUCGAGGGACCUGAUUGUUCGCUGAAAAAGAAAUCGACCACCACAAUCAAAUAA